Messenger RNA from Frankliniella occidentalis (western flower thrips), 759 nucleotides. Its product is annotated as ubiquitin-conjugating enzyme E2 Z-like. Gene Ontology annotation, molecular function: ubiquitin conjugating enzyme activity; cysteine-type endopeptidase inhibitor activity. The transcript is spliced from 5 exons. Lineage: Eukaryota; Metazoa; Arthropoda; Insecta; Thysanoptera; Thripidae. Gene Ontology annotation, biological process: negative regulation of apoptotic process. Gene Ontology annotation, cellular component: nucleus. The record is from RefSeq and is a predicted model, not a curated record. The coding region runs from base 1 to 759 and encodes 252 amino acids.
AUGUCGAUCAAAGAUUGGGACCCAUUGGAGUAUCAUUCCCCUCCCUCUGAGUUGGCCAUCGGCAGGUUUCAGAGAGACAUUGCUUCUUUAUUCACGAAUCCUCCUCCCGGCGUCUUCAUUCAUGUAGAUGACGAAGACUUUACUUUGGUUCAUGCCUUGAUACUUGGUCCCAGUGGUACACCAUAUGAAGGUGGUUUUUUCUACUUCCUUCUUAAAUGCCCACACGAUUACCCUUUGCAACCACCCAAAGUCCGUUUCAUGACAACAGGAGCUGGGACUAUUCGAUUUAAUCCCAACUUAUAUGAAAAAGGCUAUGUGUGCCUGAGUAUUCUUGGAACUUGGCCUGGACCCUGCUGGCUCCCAACGUGUAAUCUAGCGGCUGUGCUACUUAGUAUUCAAAGUUUAAUGAAUGAGAAUCCUUUGCUCAAUGAGCCAGGGUUCAAUGAAGAGGAUUCACCCGAUGAUGUUGAGGCCUACAACAAUUAUGUCAAGUGUGAAACAUUAAGAGUAGCAAUUUGUGGAAUGCUGAUCAACGAAACCAAUUUAAAUAUCCCUCUCCCGCUAUCCAAAUGCAUUGAAGAACACUUUGAAGCAAAUUACGAUUUUUAUGAGGGUUUGGCAAUGAAGAGAAUGGAGCAAGCAUCUGAUAUUAUAAUGGUCCCGCUCUACGCAGUUGAGUGCCUUGAUAGUUCUGAAGAAUGUCUUAAAUGCUUACACGCAACUGUUGAUGCCAUACGACAAAAAAAAAAACAACAUUAA